Molecule: messenger RNA, 2946 nt
Organism: Paramecium octaurelia
Lineage: Eukaryota; Ciliophora; Oligohymenophorea; Peniculida; Parameciidae
Source: the annotation of a GenBank genome assembly
AUGAACUCUUCAAUUAAAUUUCCUGAAAAUGAUGAAAUUGCAAAUCAUAAAAUGAAAGCCCUGGAACUUAAUGCUAAUUAAUUUUAAGCAUAACUUAAAGUAUGUUUAGAAGACUAUUAAGCCUCUCUUUAACGAAAACACUAAAUUAAAAUAGCAUGUUAUAGGCCUUAACUUCUUUAUUGAGGAGCGAAAAUUGUAACUCAGCAAUUUAAUCAGCGAUACCGGACCUAAUGGGGAAGAUAGGGUUUUGGUUAAGGCUGUGGCUGAUUUCAAAUAAAUUUGUGAUCUUUUAGAGGGUACGACAUUGUAAUUAUGUAGAGGAGAUACUUAGACUGAAUAACACCAUUGUUGAGAACACUAAUGAUAAUUCCAAACUAUAAAUAGUUAUAAAAUAGUUGAAGGAGAAAUUGUAAUGCGAGACAGAUCGAUUUUUUUAAGAGAAACAGUCAUUGAUAGAUUAAAAUCGGCGUUUAAAUGAAUAUCAUAAAUAACAGUCAAUCCACUGGGAAUAAAAUGUAAACAGAAUGGUAUUACAUAAUAACUUAAGGUUAGAAAAUGAAAAUUGAAGAUAUAUGGUCAAGGAAUUUGCAAUUAGAAUAGAAAAUCAACAAUAUCCAUAAGCAUUACAAAUAUUAAUUAGAGGAGAGAUCUCUCAUUUAGAAUUAAUUGCUCAUGUAAUUGAAUUUGGAAAAAUAAGAGUAGUUGGAGAAGUUUGAAAAUGAAAGAAGAUCUUAUUUAUAAUAAUUGGAGAUGUUUAGUAACAAAUUGAAUGAGAGCAAAGCAAUAUUGAUUAAUGAAUAUGAGUAUAAGAUCUAAUCCUAAAAGAUGAAAUUGGAAAAUCAGAUUCAAAAAUUGACGGAUGAUUGUUCAGACUACAGAACUAAGUUUCUCAACAUCAUUGAAAAAAAUAAAAUAUUAUAAUACUAAAUCGAAAGGUAAGCACCUUAAUUUGAAGCUUUGGAGAAGGAAAUCUAAGAUCAGAAAUACAAAGUCUUCCUUUGUGAUGAAACCAUUAAAACAAAGGAUGGCACUUUAUAAUAGAAACAAGUUCUUAUUGAUUAAUUAAAGUAUACAUUAAUAUUAUUUAGUGAGCAGAUUAAAAAACUCAAAUAAGAAAAGGGACUAUAUGGAAUGAGGGAACACUCAAAGAAGUAGGGAUCAAACACAAAUUAGAAUAAAACACAAUCUCCAGAUAAGAUCCAUUAAUAAACUAAGUAAUCCUAAAUUCAAAGACAAGGAACUAAAUAGAGAGAACAAAUCAGACAACCCAGCAAUCCAGAUUCUUAGAUUCAUUCUUCUGCAUAAAGAAAAUAUCAAUCAAAAUAAGAUUUUACAUUUGAAGACACAACCAUUGAAUAAUAUGUUGAAAAUAAUAAAUAAGAGAUGAUGUAAACGAUGUAAUAAUCGAAAGAAUAGUCAAGAACUUCUUCAGUCGAUGAAACCCAAAAUUCUCCAAUCCCUUUUAUUAAAAUAGUUAAUAAUGAAAUGCAAAGAACCAAUAAUACUGAUUAGUUUUAAUAACACUUAGCUGGAAACAAUCAGUCCUUAUCAGUAACACAAGGAGCUUGGAGUCUAUACAAUGAAGUUGCAAUCCAAUGUGAUUUAAGUUAAAUCAUAGAUUCUACUAAAAUAUCAAAUUAUGAAAUCUAAAUUGCUAAGCUAAAUGAUGAUUUCCUUAGAUAAAAGGACGAAUAUGAGUUUCAUUUAAAGUGCAAAGAAGAUGAAAUAAUUGGAAUCUAAGAGUAAAUCAAAUUACAAAAGAGUGUGUUUGAAUCUAAUUAAGAAAAAUAAUUGAAAGAUAUCCAAAGAUAAUAGCAAGAGGAUCUAAUUUAAAAAGAUAAUGCAAUUAAGCAAUUAGAAUUGGUAUUGAUUGAAAAAGAUGCCAAAAUUUAAAUGUAACUUGACUCAGAGAAUAUCUAUUAAGCAGUGAUAGACUAAUUAAACAAUAAACUUAACUAAGUAGGCUUUGGUCAAAAUGACCUUAUUCUUAAAUUCUAGGAUGAUAUCAAAUAAAUGGAAGUUGAACAUUAGAUAGAAUAAAAAAGAUUAUUGGAUGUGAAUGAGAAAUUAAAAUAAACACACAAACAAGAAAUUGAGAAUUUGAAUAAUUAACAUCAAUUAGAUUAAGAAUAAUUGAUAUAAGAGAAAACAAGAUUGCAAGAAUAAUAGGUAGAACAUGAACAUUAUAUCAGAUCAACAAAUGAUCUUUUAGAAUAAGCUAAAUCAAAAGAGUUUCUAUUGGAUAAUUAUAGAAGAGAAUUGUUAAAAACUAAUGAAAUUGUCAAGUAUCUUUCUUUAGAGAUCGAGAACUAUAAAAAAAUCAAUAAUAUUUUCAGAUCCAAAAAUGAACACUCCUCUAAUAACUUUUUGUAUAAUGGAAUGGGGUUUCUUCCUACUGAAGUACAGGAUAAAAUAAAAUAAAAAAUGAUAAAAGCUAAACAAAAGAAAUAACCUUCUAAUAUUUUGAAAGAUGUUUAUGCUAUGAAUUUUCAAUUAUAAAAAGGAGCAAAAAUGAAAUCUGCUAAGUUGGUUGCCAUGAAUGCAAAUAGUUUAGAUCAAAAACAAUAAAAGUUAAUAUAUUUAUUAAUUAUUUAUAGAGCAGAUGUAAAAUUCAAACUCGAGACUUUGAAUGAACUUAAUGAUUCUUUGCCCAAGAUUAAUUCCAAGAAUGUUUAAGAAUGCCCCGAUCGAUCAGCCUCAGAUCGAAAGCAUAAGAUAAUUCAUAAAAAUCUAAGAUCAAGUAAAUUCUAGAAAUUAUUAUUAGAAACUCAACAAGAAGAUUAUACGGAUAGUGAUCCAAAACGAAUGUUACAAGAUAUCAAUUCAAGAGAAAUAUUAUUAAUCUAAAGCAGCUAGAUGUUACUUUCAUAAAUCAAAUUUUAACCUUAUGAUAAAAAAAACUCCAGUCUAAUAAAGAAAAACAACCACAGUACUUCAAAAAUUUGA